Molecule: messenger RNA, 780 nt
Organism: Cavenderia fasciculata
Lineage: Eukaryota; Evosea; Eumycetozoa; Acytosteliales; Cavenderiaceae
Exons: 6
Coding region: 1-780 (259 amino acids)
Source: RefSeq, a predicted model, not a curated record
AUGAACCGACACAACAACAAUCAGCGAUCACUAUUUAUACUAUUGAUAACAAUAUUAUUAUUGUUUAUCAAUAAUGAUCAACAUAUGGUAGAUGCAUUAAGAACAGGUGAUUUAAUAAGAUUCUCAAAAAAGAGUAUUCAUGAUAUGAAAUCAACAGAAUGGACAGAUAUAAAGGCAAAGUUUUCACCUAGAUUCAAGAUUGAUAAAACCAUUACCCUUUCAUCACUUACCUCUGUCGAUUUGACUAAAGAUUCUUUAUACAAAAUGAGUUUUUCCUUUUUCGAUAAGUUUACUACGACAUGGAUCACAGUGGCUGAUGGAAAUGGAACAUUUUUAAAUCAUAUCGAAUUUAAUCUAUACUAUGCAAACGAUGAUUUAAUAGAUGUUAAAUUUACUUUGGAUUAUAAUGAUGAAGAGAUUCAUAGAGGAAUGAAACCAGAUCAUUUCUAUCUUAUUUAUAAAUGGCAUCAAAUGAAUGAGCAUGAUAUUCCAACAAGUCUAUUUGAAAAGGUAACCAAAAAGAAAGAACGUUAUAAAUUACAAGAAAAUAAAUCACUUCCAUUGUAUCAAAAUAAUAAUAAUAAUAAUAAUAAUAAUAAUAAUAAUAAUAAUAAUAAUAAUAAUAAUAUAGUUAAAAAUAAUAGUCAACAAUCACCUCAAACAAUGACACCAACUAGGGUAAUAAAUAGAAAUCAAAAUAUUAGUACUUCACCAAACUAUAAUAUUUCAGGAUUCGAUAUGAUUAAUGAAAAUGAUAUUGAAGGAUUUAUCAAUGAAUAA